Cyprinodon variegatus (sheepshead minnow) is the source of this 2180-nucleotide messenger RNA. It is a transcript of the gene pianp, whose product is annotated as PILR alpha-associated neural protein-like. Gene Ontology annotation, cellular component: membrane. The record is from RefSeq and is a predicted model, not a curated record. Lineage: Eukaryota; Metazoa; Chordata; Actinopteri; Cyprinodontiformes; Cyprinodontidae. The transcript has 6 exons. Gene Ontology annotation, biological process: regulation of immune response. The coding region runs from base 124 to 783 and encodes 219 amino acids.
GGCUCCGUGCACGCCGCUCGUAAUGAUGAUUAAUGUGCUGCGCUCAGGUGUAACUGUGUGAAGGGGAGAGCAGAUCAGACAAGAUGAUCGGAGAAGAAGAGUCUCUGUGAACAGAGCGAAGCGAUGGAGAGAUGCUCCAUCUCUCCUGUCGCACGACUCGCUGCCCUCAUCUGCCUCCUCCUGGCUGCCCUGCUCACACAGCCCUCCACCUGUAACAGUGAAGAGGACAAGGAGCAGGUGGACUCCCUGUCUGUGCAGCUGUCUGUCAACUCCCAGGUCACGCCCACCCCGCUGUGGGCGGUGGUGUGGGGUCCCACACAGACUCUAGAUGAGGAUACCACCUACCACUUGCUAUCCAGCCAGGAAACAGACCACCUGCACCCCAGCAGGAGCCAGCAGGAGGUCGACAGCGCUACCAACGGGGAUUGGGUCGAUCCGGAUUCCAGCGUGCAGCCCCAGGCACCCUUGGAGUCCAGGAACCGGGAGGGACAGAAGGAUGAAGGGACGGAAGCGGAGGAGACUGAACCGGAGGAAGUGGACCCUCAGUUCUACGUCACCGUGACCAUCUCUUCACUGCUCAUCCUGACAGCUGUCAUCAUCACAGCCAAACUCUGUUACGAUCGCAGCUGUUCCCAGCAUCCGCCCCCGCUUUCCCGUGGCGUGGCCCCCCCUCUGUCCCUCGCGCUCCCCCGCUCCCUUGCUUCGGAGGAGAGCAGGCAGACGCUGCACAGCACCACCUCCUCCUUCAACGACAGGGAGAGGAUCCCGGUUGUGAACCUGUGAGGUGUUUUCCUCCAUAUGACAAACAUUUCUACGAGGUUCCCGAGCCCCGACGCAAACAGGACCGGGGGCGAGCCCCGAGCUAAGUUUUAUUUUCCUCUCCAACUGUGAAACAAAUUCAGGGAACCAAGGUAUCCAGCCAUCACAAAAACACCCCGGCUUCCCUAAGGCCUGAGGAAAAAAAGGAAAAAAAAAAUCCAAGCUCCUCUGACUCGCUCCCUUUCUCUACUUCCUUCCUGCUCAGUGUGAACGUUUUCUUUUCAUGUGCAUCACUGUGACCCUGUUUUUUCCACUGUUUGUACGGCCUCCGAGCUUUGCCAAGCUACCCAGCGGCUCUGCGCCUCAGCCUGCCGUGACUAAUUCGCCAACAAGCAGUUUAACAGCCAUGCAGCAUCCUAUUACCCCCACAACCCCUCUGAGAUGGCCCUACCUGUGCUUCCUCAGUCGGCCAUUCAGCUGCUUGCUAUCAGCACCAAUCCAACAGACUCUUCUUGCCGUGAAAUGACAAGAAUUCAGUCCUUUCCCUUAGCAGGCUUGUGAAUGGUGUCAAAAAAAAAAAAAGCCAUGCUCAGCAUCUCUAAGAGUAUUUCAGAAAGCUGUUCGGCGAGUCUGUAGCCAACAGGCAAUGUGUUUAACAUGUCACGCUCCAAAAACUGAUGUUUAUUCUCCCGCUUUUGGGUGCCUGAAAUGCAAAUGGUGGUGGUGGUGGGGGGGGUCCUCUUUCUGCAGAUGUAGCUCAGUGUUUUCUCUUUUUUUUUUUUCCCCCCCUCAUGAUUUGUUUUUUUUAAUUAUCUGGCCGUUCACCUCUGUGUUAACCCUUCACAGGCACGCUGUGUUCCUGCUGGACUGUAUUAGAAGUGUGUCAUUAAACAGACUACUUCCAGAAUAUUCAGAAUGGACAGUAAAAUGUGCUGCUGGAGAUCUAUCCCCCCCCCAUGGUUGGAUGGUGCCUAACAAAGGAAAGAUUUACAUUUUCAUGCAAACGAGUGGGCGACAGGGAUCCUUACACUAAUCUUGGUUAAUGUUUUCUUUCUUCCCUGUUCCUGACAGCUUUGUGUCUCAAUUUGGAAGGCAAAAACCUCCGUCAUUAUUAGCCGCUUUGAGGAAUGUGGCACAAAACAGGCGGAUCACAUCCAAAUAUCCAAUCAAUCUGCAUGUAAUCAUGUGACAGUUGCUUAGAUCGUUUAUAAAUCGUCUAUUUUACUAUCAGUAAGUUUUCAAAGACACAUUUCUGUUCCCUUUUUCUUAAGCAGCUUUGAGACGUGAAUCCCAGUCUCCACUUCAGAUAUUGUACUGGUGGACUCAUGGUAGCACUUCACAUAUCCAGUCUUGUGGUUGUUUGUAGCAUUCCUGUAGAAAUUCGGUCUUUCUGUUCUGUGUAACUCGAAUAAAGACUCAAC